AUGAAAUAAAAUCCUGUGGCACCACCAUCAAAAUAAUAAUAAUAAUAACAACAACCUCCUUCUAAAGACCCUCCUAAAACUACUGGUAAACCAAAUGAUUAAAAAUAAUAAUAACCACAACAGACUGUUCAAUAACCCAAAACUGCUUAGGUUUCUCCACCAAAAAAAGAAACUGUCAAAGCUUCAUCUAAUGAUAUUGUAUUUUUUUUAUUUUAUGACAUUUAGGAUCACAUCCAAAAGAUGAAGCAAACUAUGAUGGACUUUUAAAAUAAGUAUUUUGAAACGCUUAAAAAUAAACAAGAUUCCAUAUCUUAAAAGGUUAUAUUUCUUUCUUCUAUUAUUAGCUUUCAUUAAGAAAUGCUGAAAGAGUAGAAGAUAAAAUCCUUAAUGCAAUUCGUAAAGGAGUCUUAUAAUUAGAAGUAAAUUCAACAUUUUAUAUUUUUUAUAAGAAUUCCAAAUUUAAUUAUGUUGAAGGACAUAUGAUGGAUAAAAAAGUCUUAAUUGUUGAAAAAGAAAAAGAUUAAUUAUAAACUAAACUAUAAAAUGUUGAUUCUGAAUUAAAAACACUUAAAAGUCAGAAAAUCAACAAUGCCUAUAGUGCUUAUAGUUAACCAACCCUAAAAUUGUAUAUGCAAGAAGAGAAUUUAACUAAGUAACAACUUGCUUAGGAGACAGUUUAGAAAAUAUAAAAUGAAGCUAAAACAAGAAGAGAAAAGACUAAUAAAAUUUUAAGUGAAAAAGAAAAAAAAGAGAAAGAAGAAGAAGAACGAAAAAAAUAAGAAGAUGCUAUUAAAACGUAAUCAAUUUAUAUAUAAAUAUAGAUAAUAAAUGAAAGAACAAUUACAUGCUAAAUUAAGAGAAAAUAUUGAAGAUUUAAAAGCAAAAUAGAAACAAAGACUUGAAAAAAUGGAUAAAAUGGAAGAUGAAUAUUUUAAGAGUUUAAAUGAUAAACUAUCUAAAAUGAAUAAGGAAAGAUCAUUAAUUGCAUCAGUAGAUAUUCCUAAAGUUUAAUUAAAACCAUAUAAAAAUGAAGGCUAAAAAAGAGAUAAAAAGAAAAAAACUAGACCUAAAAGUGCUUCUCCUUCUAAUAAAACUUAACAUCCACCAAAAAAAAUUGAAAUUGAAUAACCUUUAUAUAUGAGAGUCUUAGAUAAAUAUAAUAAAAAAAUACAAAAAUAAUAAGAUAUUGUUAAUUAGGAAAGAAAAAAGAAAAUGGAAAAAAAUGAAAAUUACAAUUAAGAAUAUGAAGAACAUAUGAAAUAAUAUUUAAAGAAACUUAAAAUGAAAAAAAGAGAAUAUGAAGAAAAAAGAAUGAAAGCUCUUGAAAAAUUAGGUUUAGAAGCUGGAAAAUAUAGUUAAAAUGUAAAUGCAAGUUUUGAUUCUAAACUUUGGCUAUUAUAAGAAUCAAGAGUUAAUAAAUCUCUUGAUGAUAUCUCUAUUAUUCCAAAAGAAUCUUAAAUAAAUUAAGCUAAGGAAAAAAAAUAAAAAAUCGUAGAUUAUGAUAAAAAAGUUAAAGAAACAAUUAAAAUAUAAAAAGAUAAAGAAAAAGAAGAAGAAUUAAUGGUCUUAAGAGAUAAAACUAUUCAUCCAGAAAGAUAUAUAAGAAUGGUCAAAAAAAAUAAUAAAGAAUAAGAAAAAGAACCAGAAUUUGAAAUAUUUUAAAGAGAAGAAGAAGCAAGAUAAUAAAAAGAAAGAGAAAUGAAAGAAAAAGAUUUAGAAAGAUUUAAAAAGCUAUAAGAAAAAGCAAAAAAAGAUCUUGAAUAAUCAAUCAUAUUGAGUAAAUAAAAAGAUGAAGAAAAAAAGAAAAAAGAUGAAUUUGAUUAUGAAUAUGAAGAAAGUUUAGCAAGAUAAAAAGGAAAGGAAUAUUUAAAAGAAUUUAAAGAAUUACAUUAAAAAGCUCUUGAAUUAGAAAAGGAAGAAAGAGAAAAGCAAUUAAAAUUGCUUCAAGAAUAAUAGAAAAAAAAAAAAUUAGAGCUACCAUAAAUUUCUUAGACACCAAAAGUUGUUAAAAAUUAAACUUUAGGAACAGUAUUUAAUUAAUAAAUAUUUAAGCUUGAAAGACAUGAUUAUUUAUAAGAAGUUUUAUAAUAAGCUAAAAAAGAAAGAGAAGAAAGAAAAGGAUAGGAAAGAUUAGAAAAAGAAAAAAAUAUUAAAGAAGAAGAAAGAAGAAAAUAAGAAGAAAGAAGAAAGAGAGAGGAAGGCAUUGAAUAAACUCCAAGAAAAACUGUUAAUGUAGAAGAAAUAGAUGAGGAAUAAAAAGAAGAAUUAAGAAGAAAGAAAUUAGCUUAACACAAUUAAAAAGUAGACAAAAUAAAAAAAAAAGUAUUAUUUUUUUAAUAAUAUUUAAUAAGUAUAUUGAUGAAAAAACAUUUGGUGAAUAAUCUUAACCAGAAAGUUAUUUAAAAAGAAAAGCAGAUCAAGUAAGCAAAUUAGAAAAAUAAACAAAGAGCAUGGAAUCAGUAAAAAUAUUAUAAAUUUUUUUAGAUAGUAGAGGCUUCUUGGACUACAAAACCACUAAAAGCAGUAGAGAAGGCAUCAGAAGUAGAUGCUCUUUAUAUUAAGUCAAUUCAAUAAAAAUUAAGUCUAUUAUCAACUGCUUAAAAAGCUUGA
Messenger RNA from Paramecium sonneborni, 2610 nucleotides. Lineage: Eukaryota; Ciliophora; Oligohymenophorea; Peniculida; Parameciidae. The record is from the annotation of a GenBank genome assembly.